UGUCGGUCCUUCUGAAACGUUAACCGUGCUGCGAAGGGGUUUAUCCGCUGUCCGAGUAGACAGCUGCCGACGGUAAAGGCACCGUUGGGUCUGGGGUACAUCGAAACGCCGAACAUUGCACUGAAGAGUUUAUCUGUACAUAGCGUGAAACAUGAACAUGUCUAUGCAUUUUGUGGACUCAAGUAGUGUCACACUGCUCUUCAAGUUCUGGGACGUGCAUGGACCUGCAGGCAUGGUCCUGUCCGUCUUCGUGGUGCUCCUCCUCACCGUGUUCUACGAGCUGCUCAAAGUGCUCAAGGUCUGGCUGGGGGAGCAGGCAGUUCCCACUCCACCACCGCGGCACCCCCCGGAGGCCCUGGGCAGCAGCGAUGCCCUGGCAAGCAGCCCGUCUGAAUCCUCUCUGGGCAGCACAGUGCAGCAGGAGCCUGCCAAGAAGAAGUGGCUACGGCACAGCCUGCAGGCUGCCAUCCAUGUCAUUCACGUCACUCUGGGCUACAUGCUCAUGCUGUGCGUCAUGUCCUACAACGUGUGGAUCUUCUUGGGCGUCAUCGCCGGCUCUAUCAUCGGCUACUUCGUAGCGUUCCCUCUGUUUUCCCGAUAUUCAUAAAGGAGUAGGAUACUGCAGAGACUUUGCGCACUAAACCUUUCGAGGCUGGAGAAGGUGGUGUUUUUAUUCUGGUCACCAGAGCAGCUGCCCGCUGGCGAUCAACUGACCUGCAGUUUUAACAGAAGCCACAGGGCAGAUACAUGUGUGGCAAACCAACCCUCCAACUUCCUGUGGCCAGUUUUGUGUGUGUGUGGUCUCCUGUCGGACAUUACAGCGAUGGGCAAAUGGUGGUUUUGAGUGAGGCUGGCUUUCCUUAUUCUGUAAUGUCGGGUUUACAUUUAAAUGGCAAUGUUCAAAAGAUCAAACCAGGUCAGAAACCAACGGCAGGCGAUUGGUCAGCCACGGCAUAUCUUUCUACAGUGAAAGUUUGUGAUUGGUGGGGAAGUCUGUAGGCGUUUGUCACGUUACAUGUCAGGUCUUUGGCUGUAGUUCAGAGGCGUAAUAGAGUCAAGGUCAGAGGGUGCAACACUGGCAUAGUGUGUGUGCGUGAGAGACGACUUUAAUCAGCAAUCCCCACUUCUGUGCCUUUGAGAAUGCUAAAUCCUCCCACUGCUCACAAUCAUUUCAGGAAAACAGACUGUUAACCAUACCGCGCAAUACAGCGAAUGGCAGGUUGGUGUGAAACUCAAAUGUGGACGGCCUUGACUGGAACCUCCCUCAAUGGCUCCUUCACCCCUAGAUGUUCAAAUUGUUUACUGCCAGUUAUCAGGUGGUUGUUUAAUCAAUUUAUGGCAAUUAGCUUUUAAUAAUUUAACUAAGUGUGUUUUAUGUGAACUAAUUAAAACAUUUUAAUAUCAAUCUCUAAAA
Paramormyrops kingsleyae is the source of this 1414-nucleotide messenger RNA. RefSeq names its product solute carrier family 31 member 2 (gene slc31a2). Gene Ontology annotation, biological process: copper ion transmembrane transport. The record is from RefSeq and is a predicted model, not a curated record. NCBI's taxonomy places the organism in Eukaryota, Metazoa, Chordata, Actinopteri, Osteoglossiformes, Mormyridae. Gene Ontology annotation, molecular function: copper ion transmembrane transporter activity. Gene Ontology annotation, cellular component: membrane.